CUCAGUUUCCCCAACAAAUAUUGCUCUUUUCAUUUUUCUUUUCUUAUCUCUAAAUUUAAGUUUGUUUUGCUGGAAAUUUUCUUCUUGCAUCGAUUAAUCCAAGUAAUUGAAAUAAAUGGCUCUUCAUAGUGCUGCCGUGAGCUUCUGCUGUGUCUCUUUCAACCCUCAAGCUUCUCUCUUCAGGCAAUGCAGCAUCAAACCAUCAAGAUUAUCUUCCCCAUCGCUUCUAAGAUUCAGAAUUCAAGGGAAAGCAGUAGAAAGUGGUAAUGGCCCAUUUGAAGUAGAUGAUUCAUCUCUUGUGGUUUGCUUCGGGGAAAUGCUUAUCGAUUUUGUGCCAACCACAAGUGGACUUGCUUUGGCUGAAGCACCGGCGUUUAAGAAAGCUCCCGGAGGUGCACCUGCUAAUGUGGCUGUUGGCAUUGCUCGACUUGGCGGUGCAUCAGCAUUCAUAGGGAAGGUGGGAGAGGAUGAAUUUGGCUACAUGCUUGCAAAUAUUCUUAAGGAGAAUAAUGUGAAUAACGAAGGAAUGAGGUUUGAUCCCGGUGCUCGAACUGCACUAGCUUUUGUAACUCUCAGGAAAGAUGGGGAACGCGAGUUCAUGUUUUAUCGCAAUCCCAGUGCGGAUAUGUUGCUCCAGGAGGCCGAACUUGACUUUGAGUUAAUAAGAAAGGCCAAAAUUUUCCACUACGGCUCUAUAAGCUUGAUUACAGAACCUUGCAAAUCUGCCCACAUAGCUGCUGCGAAGGCUGCAAAGGAGGCUGGUGUGAUCUUGUCGUAUGAUCCUAAUUUGAGGCUUCCAUUGUGGCCAUCUGCAGAAAGUGCCAGAGAAGGCAUUCUUAGCAUAUGGGAUACAGCAGAAAUUAUUAAGAUCAGCGAGGAGGAGAUAAGCUUUCUGACUCAAGGAGAAGACCCAUAUGACGAUAAUGUAGUUCGGAAACUGUACCAUGAAAAUCUCAAGUUACUCCUUGUAACUGAAGGUCCAGAAGGCUGCCGAUACUAUACCAAGGAGUUUAGUGGAAGGGUGAAGGGUCUGAAGGCGGAAGCUGUUGAUACAACAGGUGCCGGGGAUGCUUUUGUGGCCGGAAUCCUUUCACAGUUAGCUCUUGACACCUCGUUGCUUCAGAAUGAGGAUCGACUGAGAGAUGCACUGAGAUUCGCUAAUGCUUGUGGAGCCUUGACCGUGAUGGAAAGAGGCGCUAUUCCUGCUCUGCCCACCAGAGAGACAGUGCUCAAAAUCAUAAAACAGACACAUGUUUAAGACCAAAAACAGUAGACUUUAGUCAUUUAUAUAUUCUCUGCAACUUUUGACUAUAUUCAUGAGCAAGAAUAGUUUAUAUAAUUAUUAUUACAAGAUUACAUAAAUGGGGA
This is a messenger RNA of Salvia splendens (bonfire salvia), 1368 nucleotides long. RefSeq names its product probable fructokinase-6, chloroplastic. The record is from RefSeq and is a predicted model, not a curated record. The coding region runs from base 116 to 1258 and encodes 380 amino acids. The transcript has 8 exons. Gene Ontology annotation, molecular function: fructokinase activity. Gene Ontology annotation, biological process: fructose metabolic process. NCBI's taxonomy places the organism in Eukaryota, Viridiplantae, Streptophyta, Magnoliopsida, Lamiales, Lamiaceae. Gene Ontology annotation, cellular component: cytosol; chloroplast stroma.